This is a messenger RNA of Pogona vitticeps (central bearded dragon), 2967 nucleotides long. NCBI's taxonomy places the organism in Eukaryota, Metazoa, Chordata, Lepidosauria, Squamata, Agamidae. The record is from RefSeq and is a predicted model, not a curated record.
GAAAUAGCGAAGCAGUGGGAGGGAGAAGGUGAAGCCUUGCUCAGACCAAAAGAUCUUCUUCUGCUCUUCUCUGUUUUAAAGAAAUCCACGCUGGAGUCCCAAAAUGGGAUUGAGAAAACAGAUUGCAGCUAAGAAGAACAGACACUUUUGAUGGGAAUCUGGAAGCAUCUCAAGAAGUCUGGCUCAGAGCUUGGGCAUGCCCUCCCCCCCUCUUUGACACUACAAAUCCCAGAAUCCCCCAGCCCCUAAGGUCCUUUGUUGUGCCAGCUGGUGAAUUCUGGGAGAUGUAGUCUGAACAAAAGCUCUGAACUUCACUCGUGACAGCAGAAUAAACCUGAACUGGAGGAAAGAUGCAAGCUGACUGACAUUGCUGUCACAGUGCUCCAAUUACCCAGGGGAAACCGGAGGGAACGGCUGUGUGCGCGCCUUUUUGUGCGUGCAUGUAUCAAGGAGUGUCAGGGGAGUUACUCCGAACUAAAGGCUGCCAUGGGAACCGGGAUGAGCAAGGUCGUGAAGGGUCUGUACCUUGGAAAUAUCAGAGAUUCCGAAGACAGAGAAAACUUGGUGAAGCAUGGGAUCACACAUAUCUUAUCCGUGCAUAACAAUGCCAAGCCUGUCUUAGACGAUAUGACUUACCUCUGUAUAUCAGCCUCAGAUUCCUCCAAUCAAAACCUGAUACAAUAUUUCAAAGAGUGCAUCAAGUUUAUUCACGAAUGUCGGCUGAAUGGGGGAGGAUGUCUCAUUCACUGCUUAGCUGGAGUUUCUCGAAGCACCACCGUCUUGGUGGCCUACCUCAUGACCGUGACCAACUUGGGCUGGGAAGAGUGCCUGGCCGCCACCAGAGCUGUCCGUUCUUAUGUGAGCCCCAACUUUGGCUUCCAGGAGCAGCUUGAGGAGUAUGAAAGGACUUUGCUCAAGGAGUACCGUGCAUGGAUCCAGCAGGAAUAUGGCAAAAACCCACUCAAUGACCAAGAGGAGUUGCAACACUUACUCACCUCGCAAGAGGAGAAAACAAAAGAGCAGGAGUUUGGACUCAGGGAAACCAGCUGGACCAGCACUUCUAACCCAACAAGCCACCGGCCCCAUACCACCUAUACCACCAGCAGCGGCAGCCCGACCAAACGGUGGAUGAACAGAUAGGAAGAACUCUAUCUGUUGUCUUCUCCAGUCUGACACCCUUCAAAUGUGUUUGACUACAACCUCUAUGAUCCCUGCAUAGCUGGGGGUAAUAAACUUGCCAUCCAGCACAUGUGGAGGACCUUGAGUUGGGAAAAGCUGCUUUAAAGAUUGUGAAGCAGCUCUACCAUUCUUUUUUCUGGGAAGGACAGCUGUAGCAUUCUCUUGCCCCAUGGCAGAGACUGGGUAGGUUAGCUGUAUCUUGAAGAUGUUGUCGUAAAUUGCAUGGUCAGGGCGAUGGAGCAAAACCUCUCCUGUGUUCUUCUUGGGUCUGCUACCGGCUUGUCUUAUGACCUCACUGGGCCUGUCUGAUUACACCCUACAUGAUUUGCUUGAGUGUGCAAACCCAUUUGUAGCUUUGGAAGGCUUUCCUAAACCAGGGACAAAAAUAAAGGAAUACCUCUGACCCAGAAAUGGGGAAACUUUGGUGCUCCAGAUAUUCUGUAUGACGUUUUUCAGAAUUCCUUGCCUUUGCUCAUCCUGGCUAGAGUUUCUAGGAACUGAAAUCAAGAUAUAUACAAUAUAUUUGGAGUGCCCAACAUUUCCUCUUUCUGCUUUGAACUAACCACUACAGUUCCAGGAAGAGCCAUUUUCAGUGUUAACAACACCAGCACUCAGAAAAUUUAAAAGACAGAACUUUAUUGGGGAAUUCUUGUUUUGUUUCCAGGGAUACAGCUUGUUUCAGCUAAAAUAACAAGGGGACUUAUAGACCUGUAAUAACUAACAGGUUUUGUGGUGUAUAAGCUUUUGUGGAUACAUUUCAUGCAUCUGAAGUGGGCUACCGUCCACAAAAGUUUGUGCCCAAUGAAACCUGCCAGUCUCUAAGAUACCAGAAGACCCAUAAAAUUUACUUGCUAACUCUGGCAGGGAAGGGUCUUUUAGAAAUGAAUAGAUAGGGUUUUUUGUUGUUGUUUUAGCACAGGCACUUUAGAUUUUAACUAAUGAGUAGGAUUAACAGAGCAUGCGAAUUGGAAGAUGACUGUUUCUAGCAAUAGUCUAGAAUAAUCUAGAAUAAUCUAGUGGCAUGUUCUCUAGUCCUGUAAACACCGUCAGGCAUCUAUGACAAUCAGUUGUUGAAAUACUGAGCUUAGUGCAAUGGUCCUUUUCAGCUCACUUCCAAGACCAUAGCUUCCUGGUUGGAAAAACAAGGUCCAGAAGAGAAGUUCCAUCAGGGUAUUAAUAUUUCUAAUUUCUUUAAGAGAGAAAAAAAGAUUUCAGUAUAUUCAUAAGAAAGAAGUGGUGAAAACCAUGUUCUAAUCCUAGUUGAAAGUUUCUGUCAGGUUUCAGUUAUGUAAUACCACCACCGCCACCGUCCCCAUAGAUCUAGAAGGGAAACUUCAGUAGAGAAUUUGUUUUCUGAAAAGUAUUUAAAAAAAAGAUUUAAGGAUUUCCUUGGGAGAGAAGAGACUCUCACAGAAAUAAUUUUUAAAGUGCAGUUUAGACAUAGUUCUGGGUAAAUGCUCCAUACCUUCAUGACAAACUAGGACAAAGAGGUGUGGAUUUUGCCCCAUGUGUAAAAGCCCCUUAAAGAUGGUUUAAGAAGGCAUUUUCUUCAAUUGCACUGUAAUGCAAAUAUAAAACUCAUUGUCUGCAAACAUGUCUACCAUGUUCUCCAGGCAUGGUUUUUGAAGGGACACAAAGCAGCAACCUUGAUGACGUUCAGAAGAUCUGUAGAGGAAAUCCUCAUCGGCUGGAAGCCAUCUAAGACAAACCUUGUGUACUGUCUUGACUUCCAUCAUGGAAGAAAGGUGGGAUAGCCAUAUAAUGCACACAUUAAACAAAAAAAAACAA